Molecule: messenger RNA, 213 nt
Organism: Loa loa (African eye worm)
Lineage: Eukaryota; Metazoa; Nematoda; Chromadorea; Rhabditida; Onchocercidae
Product: enteropeptidase
Exons: 2
Coding region: 1-213 (70 amino acids)
Source: RefSeq, a predicted model, not a curated record
AUGGUUCAACAUAUUGUUGGAGUAAUUCAGUUUGCCCAUCACAUACAACAUGUAUCGAAGGAAAAUGUUGCAAAACUGAUUUUUCAUAUAAUAUCCGUCAAUGUCCGGAAACAUAUUGGGAAUGCGGUAGCGGUGAAUGCGUUCCGUUGGAAACACGUUGUGACGGAUUGCAAGCAUGUAAUGAUGGAUCAGAUGAAAUGCAUUGCGGUUUAA